Messenger RNA from Trichoplusia ni (cabbage looper), 1718 nucleotides. Its product is annotated as activating signal cointegrator 1-like. Gene Ontology annotation, molecular function: zinc ion binding; transcription coactivator activity. Lineage: Eukaryota; Metazoa; Arthropoda; Insecta; Lepidoptera; Noctuidae. The record is from RefSeq and is a predicted model, not a curated record. Bases 95 to 1645 code for a protein of 516 amino acids. Gene Ontology annotation, cellular component: nucleus. The transcript has 12 exons. Gene Ontology annotation, biological process: positive regulation of DNA-templated transcription.
AAACUGUAGGCUUAUUGGAUCUUUUAGUUUAAGAUCCACGUAUUUAUUGAAAAAUUAAUUAUUUUGAAUAAAGUUCAAGAGUUCAAUAUUUACCAUGGAUCAGUGGCUGAAAGAAGGACUAUCUAAAAUUUUAGAUUUCGAGAUACCAGACGAUUUAAUACAGUACGUGUUAUCUAUAGAGAGUGAGAAUGAUUUGAAUGAGUAUAUGAAAACUCUUCUGGACUUUGAUAACUCACAACAUAAAGGUUUCUUCUUAGAACUGUGCAAGAGGAAGUUUCCCGGCAGAGGCAAUGCCCAAACAAAGCAACAAAAGAAGAAGAUAUCUAAGAACAAACAGCAGACUGACUUCACCAGUACAGAGAUACCGAUGCAGGUGCAGCUGCCUGCUGAAGACAGCAAGUCCAAGAAGAAGACCAAGUUUGUGAACCUGUACUCACAGGAGGGGAAGAAUGCACAGGUUGUGCUUAUUAAAGGACGCCACCACUGCGAAUGCCAGGCGUCAAAACACGAGCUGAUCAAUAACUGCAUACAAUGCGGCCGCGUCGUCUGCAAGCAGGAGGGAUCCGGCCCAUGUCUGUUUUGUGGGAAUCUGGUGUGCACCCCUGAAGAACAGAAAGAGAUAAACACCAAGACGAAGGGCGGCGCGAAGCUGAUGGAGUCGCUGAUGGAGCGCAGCCGGCCCAAGGGCUGGGAGGCCGCCGUGUCGCACAGGAACAGGCUGCUGGAGUACGACCGUACUAGUGAGCGUCGCACGCGCGUCACGGACGACGACAGUGACUACUUCAGCGCGAACAGCGUGUGGCUGAACGCGUCCGAGCGGGAGAAGCUGGACAAGUACCAGCAGAGCAUACAGGAGAAGAAGCACGGCUCCCGGCUUAACAAGAAGAUGACCUUCGACUUCGCUGGCCGCCAGAUAGUGGAGGACACGUCGGUGGACAACGAGCCCGAUGAGGAGUUGAUCUCUGAGAUGACCCGCUCUGUGAGCGCGGCCCGCGCGCCGCAACACGACCUGCUCAUCGGAGUCUCUGACGACAGGGACGUCGCGCCCGGGGUCAAUGCUCCGCUACUACAGUUCCAUCCUGCCGUGGAGAGCCAGGGCUACGCGGCCGUGGCGCGGCGUGCCCCCGGGCAGCACUCGCCGCGCGUGCAGGACGCCGAGCUGCAGGAGAUGAGCGACGCCGGCCGCUGUCUGUCCAUGCACCAGCCCUGGGCGUCGCUGCUCAUCGAGGGGAUUAAACUACACGAAGGUCGCACGUGGUACACCAGCCAUCGCGGGCGGCUGUGGAUCGCGUCCACCGUGAAGCCCCCCGACCAGGACCUGGUUAGGGCCAUGGAGACACACUACAGGGUGCUAUAUCCAGAUUUCGAGAUAAAGUUUCCAUCGUUCUACCCCACCGGCUGUCUGCUCGGCUGCGUCAAUGUUGUUGACUGCUUAACACAAGAGGAGUAUCAGAAAAAAUAUCCUGACGGCGACUGCGACAGUCCAUACGUGUUCAUCUGUUCAAACCCGAUCAGUCUGAGGCUUCGCUUCCCGAUCAAAGGACAACACAAGAUUUAUGCCCUUGAGAAGACUAUCCACCAGGCCGCCGUGAAGUGUAUUCAGAAAAUGUCCAAAAUGCAAGCUACGGAGGCCAACGCAGCUUAAUAACAUACCAGUAUAGUUUUACAUAUUUAUACGCAUGUAGCAUUUAAUAAUACACGGAAUAUCUUCAGAAAAA